ACGUCCGGGAACAGGCAAAGUUAAAAGAAUAGCCGCGCGACCUCGCUCAUCACGCUCGCCGUGGCACAAGACGAUCAAGAACAGGAGUUGAGAUCUUUGGCUUCGAUCUCCUUUUCGUUCGCUUCUUGUUGUUUCCUGAGUAAGGUUGAAAAGAUGGUGCCGCAUGAAAGAUGAUCGCAUCAGUAACCAGAGAGCAGUUGUAGGUGAUCGAACCCUUCAGGUUGAACCUUGAGCAAUCGGAACAACGGGGUCUAACAACUUGUUGAAUUCUCUGUCACUGGUUCUUCUUCUGUCGCACAGCAGUUGCCUGAGUCCAAUAAUACUCAUAGCCUGCCUGAAAGUCAUCAGGGGGAGACAAACAAUGCGCAUAUUGUUUCUGUGUUCUGCUGAGCCACCGAUCAAACGAGCUGGUUUGCGUUGGAAGCAAGCAGGACGAGACUCAUAUAGAGGGAGUUGACCAGGAGUGUAUCGUUCUCAACAAUUUCACUGUUUCAGAGAUUCACUACAACUUUCCAAUGAGAAAUUCUUCUGAGCUAAGGCAGCUACUGAGGCGUCUGUGCCAAAAUACACAGUGGGAUUAUGCUGGGUUUUGGAAGCUUGAGCAGGACAAGAUGAUAUUGACUUGGGAGGAUGACUAUUUUAACGAGGAAAAAGAAAAGUAUAGAUUGGAGGAGACACACUCUUGUGAGUCUUCUUACAUUAAUCGUAGGGUGAUAUCUUUUGCUACUUCUGUGAAUGCUGAAGACCAGAGAUUUGCAAGCGAUCCAGUUAAGUUGGCUUUGGCAGAUAUGAAACGGCAUAAAUACUCGCUUGGCCAGGGGUUUGUAGGAGAAGCAGCACGUAGUCAGCAGCACUGUUGGCUCUUUUUUAGUGCAUCAAAAUCAAAAAUCCAACCAGAUAUAUUCAAGGAUUGGCAACUUCAGUUGGCAGCAAAAAUCAAGACUGUACUGCUUGUACCAGUUGACCACUAUGGAGUUGUGCAGCUGGGAUCAUUAGAAACGGUUGUUGAAGAUUCAGAAUUUGUACUGCACAUUAGAAACUCUUUUUAUACAUUUUAUCAUGGCUUGGGACCGCAUGAAUUUAUAGAUUCAGGCAUCAAUUGUUCACCCCUCUGGUCACCAGCUAUUGUGCCUCUGUUGGGAAACGGUUCGACAUCAAAUUUUGGUUCAUUUAAUACUGACCAGUCACAGCAGCUUUUGACUAUGGACCAGAACAUGUUAUCUAUUUUUCUGGUUGACCAUGAUUCUUCACAAAAGUUGAUGGACCACAUGCUAGGAACAGAUGCAAUAUUGGAUACAGAUGAAUACUCAGUUAAGGAAAGGUGCAACAGUGUGUGGUCCGGUUCCAUUGAAGGAGCACAGUUUUGUAAUCACCCAAAUAGCAUAACUGAAGGUGAAAUGUCUGAAUUUACCAUCACUCAAAAUGAGCAAAAAAUAGAGAGCAUUUUUCAAGGUUCACGCAAUGAGCCAGAGCUACACAAGGCACUGGGAAUGACUUAUGUGGAAGACUAUAAUAACUGUUUCUCUAACACUACACUUGGAAGUUCAGUUGCCGUCUCAAACUCUGGGGCAUCUGAAUAUCAUGACUAUAUAUUUGAUGAUGCUAGUGCAUGCUUUGUUACAGAAAGUGAGACAGAUCUGUUAGAUGCGGUGGUGAGCAGUUUACAGUUGUGCCCAGAUGAUAGCUCUAUUGGGGAAAAACUUUUCAGAUCACUUGGUAAUGAUUGUCUGGAGCUGUUUGAUUCUUGUUUGACAGAAAACAAAUGUGAAUCUAGUGUUUUGGAUCUGGGUAGCUUCUUGCCAACAAAUCAACAGGGGUCCCCAUCUCUAUCAAAAGCUGAAGGAUUUAUAAAUUCUCCAACUAAUUCAUGCAAGAGUUUUUGUAUGUCUACUACUGAGGACCAAAUUAAUCACAAGACUAAAGUACACAAUGGUCGAAAGUUGCCCGUAUUAAACAAAAGAGGUGCUCGAAAUGGCAACAACUACAAACAGAGACCAAGAGACAGGCAAUUAAUCCAAGACCGAGUUAAGGAAUUGCGCGGACUAAUUCCUAAUGGAUCAAAAUGCAGCAUUGAUACAUUGUUGGAUAGAACUGUAAGCCAUAUGCUAUUCUUAGAAAGUAUUUCCUCUCACGCUGAGAAAUUGAAACAGAAUUCACAUGAGGUUAAAAGAGAGGUUAAGAGUUCUGCUAAACCUGGGACCGAAUCCAGUGGGCCCAAAAAAGCCUGGGAACAGGGUACUGAACAAGAAAUUUGGCCCGUAGUUGUUGAAUACCUCAAUCAGCCAGGGCAAAUCCUUGUAGAGGUUCUGUGCAAUGACUAUGGGCUCUUUCUCGAGAUUGCCAACAUCAUCAGGCACCUAGAGCUGACUAUCCUGAAAGGAGUUCUGGAGAGUAGAUCAAAUGAGCUUUGGGCUCAUUUUGUCGUUGAGGUUUCCAGAGGCUUCCACAGGAUGCAUAUUCUUUGGCCAUUGAUGCAGCUAUUGCAGAGAAAUUAUGUAGCUGUUCCAAGGAAGUAGCAGCUGGGCGAAUGCAGCUUCUCAGAAACUAAGCGAUUAGUGAAGAAGAUCGAGGGAAAAAAAACUAAAUAGAAUGAAAAUAAAACAAUAAAACCUGAUCAUAACAACGCAACACUGUGAGAAACAUUGCAUCCCAACAAAAGUGAGCUGCAGUAUGCUACUGCAUCUACCUGUUGAUCAAGUUCCCAUGCUGCAGUGUGCCUCCGAGUUCCUGUAGCUGGAUUCUUUGAUCUCUCUACCUCACUAAAUGGCAUGCCUUCUACUACCCAUCUUCUUCCAUGUGAUGAUCUGUGCAACAAACCCCCCCAGAUACAAUCACGUUUCAUGAACAUGCCACUGCAAAUAUUCCCUCUUAAUUCACAAAACUGUAGCACUUUAAAUUUCCUGCA
Zingiber officinale is the source of this 2905-nucleotide messenger RNA. Its product is annotated as transcription factor EMB1444-like. Gene Ontology annotation, molecular function: protein dimerization activity; DNA-binding transcription factor activity. The transcript has 13 exons. The record is from RefSeq and is a predicted model, not a curated record. NCBI's taxonomy places the organism in Eukaryota, Viridiplantae, Streptophyta, Magnoliopsida, Zingiberales, Zingiberaceae. Bases 516 to 2516 code for a protein of 666 amino acids. Gene Ontology annotation, biological process: regulation of DNA-templated transcription.